Nematocida minor is the source of this 2613-nucleotide messenger RNA. RefSeq lists its product as uncharacterized. Lineage: Eukaryota; Fungi; Microsporidia. Bases 1 to 2613 code for a protein of 870 amino acids. The record is from RefSeq and is a predicted model, not a curated record. The transcript has a single exon.
AUGAAAAAUCAGAAAUUAAGGAAAAUAGUGGCGGUAGGGACAGUGCUCCUUGGCUUCUUUAUUGCAAAGUGCCGAGGAGGCCGGAGCGCUUUUAGCGGGGAGGAAAUCAGCAGUGCUAGCGCAUCUGUAGGCAAAAAAAGAAAAGAGGUUGAAAUAAGCAGCCCCAUAGAUGCGCCCCUCCAUCGAUCUGCCCCCGAGAACAAGAGGCAAAAAAAAGACGGUGCCUUAAAAGAAAAAUCUAGCUCCAUUGGCCAGCAGGAUGCGGUUGAAAUUGUGGUGGAUGGUGGGAGACAGCCAGUGCGGCGAAACCAAGCGGCGAUGAAGAAAAGGAUGAGAGGCAGGAGAAAGGAGCUAGAGCUAAAAAACCUUGAUGUUAAACUAUGGAAUGACAGAAGGCUGGAGAACAAAAGGAGAAAGGGCUACAAACUAACACACAAGUCGAUAUACGCCUGCGACACUUCUGAUGCACACAUAUCAGAAGAGCUAGAAAAGAAAAAUGAUCUGAGCCUGCUUAAACAUGACAUUGAAGAGUUUUCCAGCACAGUUGCCUCACAAAUAGAGAACAAUGCGCUGUGGUACCUCAUUGCAAUUGAGUCCACGAACAUCAACGCUAAGUACAAAGACCUUUGGAAAAUAAGGGACCUGUUUAGACACAGUAAAGAUAGUAAAUACAGGAAAAUAGUGGAAGGCCUCAAGGGAUACUAUCCCGGCGUGUUUGACGAUAUGAUAGAGUAUGUGCAAAAACACCAGCCGAUGAAAGCUAGUAAAAAGAAAGCUUUGAAUGUGUGGAAGGAGACGCUGGGGGACGUCUAUAUGCGGAAAGACGCCGACCCAGACCUCUACAUUCUGAAGGAACAGGAAAGCGCUGCUCAGAUCGGCAGGAAGUACCACGAGAUAGCGCAUGCCACGCGCAUGAUUCUGCUGCUGCCUGAGGUGUGCCAAGACUUCUCCACCAUGCAUGAAAACCACAUAUUUAAAACCCGGACGUCGGCUGACCCGUUUGCAAACAAAAAAAAGAGAAGCAUUCUCAUGUGCAUACGCGACGUGGCUAUAAAAAUAAAAAACAAUGAAGAAAAAAUAGACGAUGUGUAUAUGAAGCUUUAUAACGCCUUUGUGGAGCUGUACAGCGAAGAGAAAGUGUCAGAAAUGGGAGCCGUUACUCUGUACAGAGACAUGUAUGCCCUUCUGGAAAGGUUCUAUGAAGAUGCAGAGGUUUUUGACGACAACGAGUACGUUCUCGCAGGCAAGUGCAUAAUAAAGAGCCAGAAGUACAUGGAGUGCAGAAUAAAGGCAGACAUAUCAAAAGACACGGACAGAGGCAGCCUAGAGGUAGAAUACUCACUUGAAGAGAACAGAUGGAGUGUUUCGCCUGAUGUGUGCAGGCACUACCACGUAUACUGUGUGAAUAAUACAACAUGCCAGCUCAGAAUGCUGUGCAUGCCCAUGUACGUUGAUGAAAGCGGAAAAGAGCACUACCUGCACACAAUCGAUGAGGUAGUGGAGCACAUACGAGUGCUGUAUGAAAUAGAAGAAGACGGUUAUCACAUACACCCCUUUAAAGUAAGAAAAGAGACAAGAGAGUGGUCGUACAUCCAGAAAGAAGAGAGAAAGCAGACGAUCAAGGACCUGGAAGGGUACGAGGUGGUGUUCUACCGCAUUGAAGAAGACUUAGACACAGCGAACUUUACUUUCGCAGAGUUCUGGCCCUUUAGCUCAGACAAAAAGGACAGCAUAUGCAUUCCUCUGUUGAUUACGCCCUUGAUGCAGUCUGCGGUGGAGCUGGGGCCUUUUAUUAUGACAGAAGAGCAUGCAGAGACAAAGCCAAUGGACUUUGAAAACAGAGUGCCCAGUGUGUAUGAGUAUGACGAGAAGAAAUACAAAGACAUGCAGUACUCAGAUGUGCAUAGCUACUACAGCAACUUGCACAUACUGCCAGAGGAAAGAGAAAGCACAGAGUGCUACUUUAUGGAGUGUGCAGCAGCUAGGCAGACCGAUGGCAGAGUUGAGGCUGUGUGGCAUGCAAGAAUGCCAAGCAGUGUGGGUGCAUACACACACUGUGUGCUGGACGGCGCUUUCAGAGAAAAAGAAAACGCAGAAAAGUUUAGUGCCUUUAUUAAAACAGUGAAGUCCAGAGUAUAUUACAAGGACAGCGAGAUGCAGGCCUUCUGGCUGCAUAGAAACAGUGCAGGAGCCAAUGCGCUAGACAGCCAGACAAAGAAAAUAGAUGUGUGGCUCUCGAAUAGACAAUACGACAAAAACAUAAGCAGAAAGUCUCUAAAAGACCUUGCAUCAGAGAUCUCUGCCAAGGAAGAAAAAAUACAGCACGCAGAAGAGAACCAGAGAAGCCUCGGAUCAUUGAAGAAGGAUGAAGACACGCGCGAGGAGAUGCUAAAAAAGAAGUCAGCAGCCUCUUUGAAAAGCGAUAGAAAAAAGAAGCUGGAAAGCCUAUACCAAGAGCUGUAUAUAAAGCUGUCCAAAAAGCCUGAUCUGUCGACAGAGUUUAUAGUGUUCCGCAACGUGAACCACAGCAAGUCCAAUCUGUGCGCCCACAACGAGAUCCUUGACGUAUUGAUCACGCGCUUCAACAAAAAAGCCUUUGUCAAGGAAGAAUAA